This is a messenger RNA of Danaus chrysippus (African queen), 237 nucleotides long. The record is from the annotation of a GenBank genome assembly. NCBI's taxonomy places the organism in Eukaryota, Metazoa, Arthropoda, Insecta, Lepidoptera, Nymphalidae.
AUGAUAAUUAAUAAAUGCUGGGAGUUGGGGUUCUCCUCUGACCGGGGGCCCCUUCCGGCUGGGGGCCCGUGGCAUUUUGCCGACUUGCCACCCUGUAGUUACGCCACUGACAAGAAGUCAACUCGACGUUUCAUAUGUAACGCUCAAACCAGUGGAGUGUUCAACCCCGCGAAGGAGUUGGAGGCGAAGAUGAAGGAACGGAAUAGUGAUGAUGAUGAUGAUGAUGAUGAACAAUAA